AUGCCGCGUAUCGAGACUGAAGUCCGUCUGGACUUUAAAGAUGUGCUUAUUCGGCCCAAACGAUCGACACUUAAAAGCCGCUCUCAGGUGGACGUCCAGCGUGAGUUUCACUUCCGUAACUCAAAGCGUUCAUGGACCGGUGUGCCCGUAAUCGCUGCUAAUAUGGACACUGUCGGAACUUUUGAGAUGGCUGUAGCACUGGCUAAAUUUCAAUUUAUCACGUGCGUGCACAAGCAUUAUACGCCAUCAGAAUGGGCGACCUUUGCUACGACGUACCCGGACGUGCUUCCUACUGUUGCUGUGAGUGCUGGAUCAAGCGCUGCAGAUAUUGACAAGAUUUCGGUUAUUCUAAAAAAUCAUCAGGAUAUCCGCUUCAUUUGUCUCGAUGUGGCAAACGGGUACUCGGAAUUCUUUGUGCAGGCUGUUCGCAGUGUGCGCUCUGCUUUCCCUGACCACACGAUCAUUGCCGGAAAUGUGGUUACUGGGGAGAUGGUCGAGGAAUUGCUGCUGUCGGGAGCUGAUAUUGUCAAGGUGGGCAUUGGUCCGGGCUCCGUGUGCACCACCCGCAAACAGACGGGUGUAGGCUACCCGCAGCUGUCUGCAGUGCUGGAAUGCGCGGAUUCUGCUCACGGUCUUAAUGGUCACGUGAUCGCUGACGGUGGCUGUACGUGUCCGGGUGACGUAGCUAAGGCGUUUGGUGCUGGAGCAGACUUUGUCAUGCUUGGUGGCAUGCUCGCUGGCCACGACGAGAGCGGUGGCGAUAAAAUUGAGCUUGACGGCAAGGAAGUCAAAAAGUUUUACGGAAUGAGCUCAUCUGAGGCCAUGAAGAAGCACAGCGGCGGGGUGGCAGAGUAUCGUUCCUCGGAAGGCAAGAGCGUGACGGUGCCGUAUCGAGGUCCAGUUGCUGCAACAUGUAAAGAGAUCUUGGGCGGUGUGCGCUCCACAUGCACCUACGUUGGAGCGAGCAAGCUGAAGGAAAUUAGCAAGCGCACCACAUUCAUCCGUGUUUCGCAGCAGCUAAACGAAGUGUUUGGUCGGGCUCCCAAUGAGCAGGAGGAGCAGGUGUCGAAGAAGCAAAAGACGGGCUAA
Molecule: messenger RNA, 1089 nt
Organism: Peronospora farinosa
Lineage: Eukaryota; Oomycota; Peronosporomycetes; Peronosporales; Peronosporaceae
Source: the annotation of a GenBank genome assembly